This is a messenger RNA of Phyllopteryx taeniolatus (common seadragon), 4051 nucleotides long. It is a transcript of the gene itgb8, whose product is annotated as integrin, beta 8. Gene Ontology annotation, cellular component: focal adhesion; integrin complex; cell surface. Gene Ontology annotation, biological process: integrin-mediated signaling pathway; cell migration; cell adhesion mediated by integrin. The transcript has 16 exons. Gene Ontology annotation, molecular function: integrin binding. Lineage: Eukaryota; Metazoa; Chordata; Actinopteri; Syngnathiformes; Syngnathidae. The record is from RefSeq and is a predicted model, not a curated record. The coding region runs from base 337 to 2715 and encodes 792 amino acids.
GGGUCAGUGAGUGGACCGCAGCCCCGGCUCGAUCGUGACGGACUGCGUGGAUGGAGAGGGGGUGGGCGCGGGGGGUUACCGUAGCCGCACAAAAGCCGUUUCUUUACCUGCCCUCCUGGUGCUGGUGCGCCUCUAAGCCGCUUGGAACCGAACGAUGUGAAUACCUCCCCGGGAUUAGAGGCUUUUUGGCUGAGGAACAAUGCACCGCGGCUCGGUGCGCCAUUCCCGGCUUUUGUUGGCGAGGCGGCGGACGCACGGUCCCCGGUCUCCAGACUCCCCCCAGUGAGUCCACGCAGCCUCCCCGCUCCGUGUGCUCACCCACCCGGCGUGGAUAAUAUGACUUCCUGGCCAUUAGCAUAUGGCAGCGUCCCUCUGUGUCUCCUGCUCAUAGUGGCUCUCUGCGCUGGAACUUUCCAUCCGGGCGACAACUUGUGCUCGUCUGCUCUGAUUACGUCUUGCAAAGAGUGUCUCAGACGUGGACCGCAGUGUUCCUGGUGCUUCCAGGAGGAUUUUCUGGAUGGAGCGGGUGCUGGGUAUCGCUGUGACCUACAGGUGAACCUUCUCAGAAAAGGCUGUGGACCAGAGUUCACAGAGAAAUCAGACCUCAAAGUGGAGGUCAACGCCACUGUCAGCAGCACACAAGUGUCCCCGCAAGACGUCAGCAUCACGCUCACACCAGGUUCAGAGGCCAGCUUCAUUGUUGCCGUAAAGCAGCUGCCACGGUACCCAGUGGAUCUUUACUACCUGGUGGAUGUAUCCGCAUCCAUGCAGGAAAAUCUCGAUCAUCUCAAGACUGUGGGUGUAGCUCUGUCUCUGCGUAUGACGGAGCACUCGUCAGACCUUUGGCUCGGUUUCGGCUCGUUUGUGGACAAGCCGGUGUCGCCUUACAUCAACGUGCAUCCCACCAAGAUCAACAACCCCUGCAGUGACUACGAGAUCCGCUGCCGUCCCGCCCACGGCUUCCACCACGUCUUAAGCAUGACUGGAAAUAUGAGCGAGUUCACACGUGUGAUCAAACGCCAACGCAUCUCGGGUAACAUGGAUACACCCGAGGGAGGCCUGGACGCAAUGCUGCAGGCUGCUGUGUGCCAGAGAGCUGUGGGUUGGCGUCCAGAGGCCAAACGUCUGUUGCUCCUGAUGACCGACCAACCUUCUCACCUCGCCCUCGACAGCCGGUUAGCAGGAAUUGUCAUUCCGCACGAUGGCCUGUGCCACCUGGAAAACAACGUCUACACUGGGAGCACCAGGAUGGACCAUCCAAGUCUGGGCCAGUUGUCUGACAAGCUGCUGGAAAACCACAUUUACUCCAUCUUUGCUGUGGAGAAACAGCAGUACCAGUGGUACGAGGAGUUGGUGCGCUUGCUCCCUGGCUCCUACCUGGGGAAGAUAGGUUUCUUCCAGUCUCCAAACCUCAUUGAUCUAGUCGUGGACUUGUAUAAGAGUUUGUUGACAGACGUGACAUUGUCGGUGUCAGUGGAUGACAAGGCAUUCAGCAGGUACUGGACAGCCGUGUCACCCAUCUGUCCUGAAGGGGCCACUGCUAAAGAGCAAAGCUGCUCAGGGGUGCAGCCUAACCAGACGGUCUACUUCAACAUCACCAUUGGCCUGCACUCCUGUCCUGACCACCGUGCCGAUGAAGACAUUCAAGUGAUGGUUCGCCCUAUGGGCUACAAUGAAUCCACCACUGUUAGGAUCCACUCCAAAUGCCAGUGUCGUUGUGGGUCAACAGGACACUGCCACGAGAACGACCGGUCGCCAUGUGCAGGGACUAUAGAUGGCACCGGCCGGCAGCGUAUGCCGCAUCAGGGACUUGUUAAUGAAUCAAACUGGAAUUGUCGAGCGGAAGGCUCUAAUGAAGACUGUAAUGGUCGCGGAGUGUGUGAAUGCGGGAGGUGUGUGUGUGAGCACAGUAGACUCGGCACAAUCUAUGGAAAAUACUGCGAGAUUGAUGACUUCUCCUGUUCUUAUAAAGGCGGACUUCUAUGUGGGGGACAGGGUGUGUGUGUGUUGGGUGAAUGCGUGUGUGAGGACAACUGGACAGGCAAUAGCUGCGGUUGUCCCGUCUCCACAGCAACCUGCCAAUCACCUGAUGGCUCGUCGUGUAGUGGACGAGGCACGUGUGUGUGUGGCCAGUGCGUGUGUGACAAUCACAGAUACUCUGGAGACUUCUGUGAGAGAUGUCCUGAUUGUAAAAGCUCCUGCCAGUCAAACCGGAAGUGUGUGGACUGUCACACAUUUCAUGGUCUCAAACAACAUGAGGCGGAACACUGCAACCACACUUGUGAUUCGGACGUCCUUUACAUCAGUGAUAUGAUGUCAGGGGGAAAUUGGAUUCAAUGUAUGUACAUCAGUAGUGACAACUGUCGCUAUUGGUUUCAAACAAGCUCAGAGUCUGGACGGAACCGGCUUCACAUUAGCACAAGAGCAGAGUGUGCCAGUAGAGGCCGGCUGGUCGGGACUUUCCUAAGUGUGUGUGCACUGACAGUUCUGUGCGGGCUGGUGGUGGUGGCAGUGUCCAGGCUGCUCCUGCAGAAAAAAGGCUGGUCGCCAGGAGAUGCCAGUAAAGACGGAGAAUAUCGCUGCACUAGCAAGGAAUUGUCCUUCAUCCCUUCAAGCAAUGAGAAGACAGUGACUUACAGAAGAGACCGAUCGCAUGAUCAUUCGGUGGAGAUGACCGUUCACGUCAAGAUGCCCCUUGGUGAACCUUGGCAGUGAUAGGUGGGCUCAAGUGGAAGUGGACACAUUCCAUUGAGGCGAGUCAGACUCUGUUCUACUUCACUGCAGAUGGGAAAAGUCUGAUGGUAGUAAGCAAUUGAAAACCUCCAUGUUUUUUUUAAGACUUUGGGACUGAGAUGGCCAGUACAGUACAGUAUUUUGGUUAUGGGGCUACAACAAAGAGCACAUGGCCUCCAAACUCCCUGUGUGGUAGCACUGAUGUAAGUCUUCUACAAAGGUGAUCAUGCAGUCAUUACCACUCUAAUUUAUGUGUGUUUGCGUGCUUGCGUCUGUGUGAAGUGAGGGCUUCUAGUCCUACAUUUGUGAUCCAAAUAUUAUGUCUCAGACUUAGCCUGCCCUCUUGUGGUCAAUUUGAGGUACGACUUUUUGUAUUUCACCAUUUAUGCUGUCUGCACACGUAGUGCCUGUUGCUUUAUGACUUUAGGGUUAAUUUAUGACGUGCACUUGUGACUAUUAUUUUCUAUUUGGCGUUAUACUUAACGUUUUUCAUUGAUUCACAUUGUAUUCUUAGAGGUUUCAUUGUUUGUGUUAACUGAUCAACUACAUUGCAUUUCAGGUGUAUUUUUUAUUUUUUUUAAUUCUAUCAGAGUAGUUUCAUGUGAUUUUCAGUUGUCGACCUGUUUAGACUUGCACUUGUUUUGCAUUAUACUACUGAGGCGUCCUUUCAUUAAAGGGCAUGAGAGCUGUUCAGUGGGAUUGAAAUAACGUUUAUGCUACAUUGGGCAUUAAGGGUACAGUAACAAAUCCACUGGAAUAACAAUAAAAGUGUAACAUUUCUGGGUAGCAUAUUAUCACAAGCAUGAACACGUGACCUCAAAUGAGAAGUGCGCUUGCUGUAUAUUGGCCAUCUGCCACAACCAACUGAACUGGACUGAUGACUUUACACUUCUGAUCCCUUGGUAUAUGUCCAAGCUAAGCUCGAAAGGUACUGAGAUCCAUGGUGGAAGAGUGCUCGUCAAUUCUCUGCACUAGGUGACUUUCCAGUCUUUUUCCUCUUUAUGAUUUUAACUUGAGGCGAUUUUUGUUUACAGCAAUAGCUGCUUUAUCUUUUUUUUCCCUGCUAAACCAGGAACACUACUAUUUAUUGUAAUGUAUUUUCUUAUUACUUGAUAUGUAAAUUGUACUAUACUGCAGUGAGUACUUGAGUUGCAAUGUUGGUUUCUCCCCCGAAAAAAAAUAAUAAUAAUAAUCUGCAAUAAGUGAAUCAUCUCAUUAAAGUAACAGCAGCACUUGUUUGUAGGUUUGGUGUCCACUGUGACUUGUUGUCUAUCAUGUCUUUCUAUCACAAUAAAAGAACGCAAGAUUUUUCAAAUCA